AUUUAUGAGCUAGCAGCGGCCUGUAAGAAUUCGAUUAUUUGUUCGAAGAAUCGUAAUAGUUGGAUUCACGACUGUGGUAAAAUGGAGUACACGGUUCUGGCACGUGUGGCAUCUUCCUCAGAUAUUUAUGAGAUCCCAUACUUUUGUAUCUCGACAUGUGGUUCACGGAAGUGAACAAGCGUAAUUAUCCUCUGCGUGGUAAUGGCGAUUGUUGUAAAUUAAAAAAAAGAGAGAGGCGCGCAUGUCAGUCUUCAUGUAGAAUCGGACAUGGACAACUCUUUCGAAAAUGCAGACUUAGAAUGGGCUAUUGGGAUAAACCGUUUCACUCUGAAGAUCCUCGGCCUAUGGCCCGACGAGAGAUUGAAUCGUCAACAAAGAUUCUUGGCGAACCUACGAGCUUUCAUCAUCUUCACCACAAUGAUUCUCGUGUCGGUCAUACCCGCGUACAUCUCGCUGAUGAGGGUCUGGGGCGACAUGAUGGCGAUCAUAGACAAUCUGCAAGUCACGUUACCUUGCUCAAUAGCUGCCUUGAAAAUCAUCAUCAUGUGGUCUCGAAAGGAAGAUCUCACGCCGAUCGUAAACAUGGUCGUGGCAGAUUGGAUUAGGACGAAGACGGAAGAGGAGCGCGACACCAUGAUAAGACAGGCGAGGAUUGCCAGAUGGAUUGUCGUAUUUGGAUGCAUCAUAAUGAUCCUAGAGAUCAUUAUCAUCGUCAUCCCACCGUGUUUCGGGUAUUCCAUGAGAUACCUGACAAACAUCACCGAUAAACCGGGUAAACCGUUGCUGCUGCAAACGUAUUACUUGCGGGAUACGACGGAGAGCCCGUAUUUCGAGAUCGUGUUCGUCGCCCAAGCCAUAGCCGUCGUGAUGUGUGCGUUCUCCUACACCGCGACUGACAAUUUCAUGGGGAUAGUCAUCUUUCACAUAUGCGCGCAGAUGGAGAUCCUCAAAGCGCGAUUACUCAAUCUGCAAGGUUUCAAAGAUUUCAACGUUGGAUUGUCCACGAACGUCCAGGAUCACCUGCGUCUCAUCAGAUCCGUCGAUGUCAUCGAGAAUACAUUCAACUUGAUGCUCCUGGCACUGUUAGUGUAUUUUACUAUAUUGUUUUGUCUCCAAGGCUUUCUGAUAAUUAGCAUCAUUGAUGAGGGUGGCAAUGUUUCCUUCCCGCGAAUAUGUUGGCUCGUCUCGGUACUCAUUAAUACAUUCGUUCAUAUGUGCCUCUACUGCGUAGUCGGUGAAACACUCAUCGCAAAGUGUGAGGGCAUAUAUUAUGCGGUAUAUGACUACGCUUGGUAUUUGCUGAAACCGAAAGAGGCCAGAAGCCUGAUGCUAAUAAUGAUUCGCGCCGACAAGCCUCUUUAUAUUACCGCAGGAAGGAUAUUUCCCAUGACGUUAUCCAUGUUCUGUAGCGUAAGACUGCUUGUUACUGUUACUUAAACAUUUGCAUAAUAUAAUCAAGACAUCAGCCGGUUACAUAUCCGUAUUGCUUGCUAAUCGAUGAUGUCUAGACAUUGACAAGGACAAUCUUCGAUAGAAUUCAAUUGUUUGCAAUAAGACAAAAACAUGUUAUUGAGUAGCUCUCGAUCAAACGGAAUUUCCUUUCGUGAAUUGAAAGAAAUUGCUAACUCGAAUGAACGGAAUGAACGAAACUCUCGUGUGUAUUAUCGGUUGCAAUAAAUAAUUAUACUUGCAGCAA
Molecule: messenger RNA, 1696 nt
Organism: Ooceraea biroi (clonal raider ant)
Lineage: Eukaryota; Metazoa; Arthropoda; Insecta; Hymenoptera; Formicidae
Product: odorant receptor 43a
Biological process (GO): sensory perception of smell; detection of chemical stimulus involved in sensory perception of smell
Cellular component (GO): plasma membrane
Molecular function (GO): olfactory receptor activity; odorant binding
Source: RefSeq, a predicted model, not a curated record